AUGGGGUUACACUUCAUCUUCCUCAUAAUCAUAAUUCUCUCAUCCACCAUUACUGUUCCUGCUUCAACACCAGAAGCUAAUGCUUUGCUCCAAUGGAAAACCAGCCUCAGAAACCCCAACAAUCCUCUUCUAUCUUCAUGGUCACUGGCUCCUACUUCUAAUAACAUAACCACACCAUGCACCUGGCUCGGUGUUCGUUGCGAUGAUCGUUGGAACGUAAAARRGCUCSAUCUUUCUUCCUCAAGAUUGAACGGAACGCUUCAGAACUUCACGUUUCUAUCGUUUCCGAGCCUUACCCAUCUAGAUCUUCACGAAAACGACAUUUCUGGUGCCAUCCCGACGGAAAUCAAGUAUCUUUCUAAGCUGGUCGUUCUCGAUCUUUCCGGAAAUCGUUUUUCUGGAGCAAUUCCCAYGGAAAUAGGGUUUCUAACAAAUCUUGAGACUCUUUCUUUGAAUAAGAAUCAGUUUAUCGGUCAAAUCCCGCAUUCGUUUGGAAAUCUGAGCAACUUGGGUUAUCUUCGUAUCGAUGAUAAUAAGUUAUCUGGUUAUAUUCCUCCCGAACUCGGAAAUCUGGGGAAUCUAGAGACGAUCAAUAUUUCGUUCAAUUUCCAGAAAGGACCGAUCCCGUCUAGCCUUGGAAAUCUGACGAAGCUGUCUUAUUUGUAUCUUUACCAGAAUAAUCUUUCGGGUUUGAUCCCUCCAUCGUUAGGAAAUCUGAGCUCGUUAAGGAUCAUGUAUAUAUAUAUGAACGAGUUUUCUGGUCGAAUUCCUAAAGAACUAGGAAACUUGAAGUCGUUGGAACAGUUUCUUGUAGGCCAUAAUCAACUCGUUGGUUCCAUCCCGGAUUCGCUCGGCAAUCUGACCAAGUUACAGAUUCUAGAUGUGCACGUAAACUUACUUUCGGGGUUAGUCCCGCCAGAAAUCGGAAAAUUGGAGUCGUUGAUUCAACUAUCCUUGAGCCACAACCAGUUUACCGGUCAAAUCCCGGAUUCACUCGGCAACCUAAGCAAGUUGAAACAGUUUUACGUUAACGAUAACCUAUUUAACGGUUUCAUUCCGAAAGAGUUGGGAAAUUUGAGCUCGCUUGUGGAGCUUUKGMUGGUCACUAAUCGGCUUAAYGGUUCGAUCCCAGAUUCACUCGGUAACCUCAGAAAUCUGGAGCWAUUUGUGCUUCACGACAACCGACUUUCUGGUUAUUUGCCAGAAACGAUAAGCAAAUGCGAAAAGCUAAGAUAUCUGAUGCUAAGUAAUAACUCACUCAUGGGUCCGAUCCAUCCAUCGUUUUGCAGCUUGAGAUCCCUCGAGAUUCUACAUCUCGGGAAUAACCGGUUUAGCGGUCCGCUUCUGCAAUGCUUGGGAAAUUUCAGCCACGAGCUCAAAGUGUUGGAUCUGCGGUCAAAUCGCUUCCACGGAAACGUUCCUGAAACAUUCCUAAAAUGGAAUAACAAUCUGGCGAGUCUSAACUUGAACGGAAAUCRACUUCGAGGCUCGAUACCGAGAAGUUUAAUCAAUUGCCGGAAYCUCGAAGUUCUAGAUUUGGGAAACAAUAUGUUAACAGGAAAAUUCCCGUUCUGGAUCGAUACGCUUCCYGAGCUUCAGGUUCUAGUUUUGCGAGGGAAUAAACUCAAYGGCACAUUAGACGGAUCGACCACUCGAUUUCCGUUUCCGAAGCUMCGAAUCAUUGACCUUUCUAGCAACGAAUUCACRGGUCGUUUGCCAUCGAAUUACUUCAAGAACUUCAAAGCGAUGAUUGGUAUAGAUAGACGGGCAUCGGGACCGCUUUAYAUGGGCGGAGACUUGCAGAUAUACGAACACACCCUCAUGCUUGUGGUAAAAGGAAUCAGACUAGAACUAGAAAGAAUCCUAGUCGUCUACACCACCGUAGAUCUCUCUGUCAACAAAUUCGAAGGAGAAAUUCCUGACACCAUCGGAAAGCUAAGUUCACUUCGGCUCCUGAAUCUAUCCCAUAACGGUCUCACCGGAGAAAUUCCGACACUCCUUAGAAAUCUAACAAGUCUAGAAUCUUUAGAUCUUUCGUGGAACAACAUCGUUGGCGAAAUCCCGUUACAACUAAGGAGUCUGACGUUCCUUGCAGUCGUAAAUUUUUCCCAAAAUCAGCUUCAAGGCCCCAUACCUCAAGGCGGACAAUUCAGUACGUUUCUAAACGCUUCAUAUCAAGGGAACGAUGGAUUAUGCGGAUUCCCGUUGACGAACAACUGUGGAGAYGACGAGGUGCCGAUCUUUCCGACACCUGAAGAAAACGACGAUUCUAGUUUCUUUAACGGGUUUUCUUGGGAAUCUGUUGCUUUGGGAUAUGGAGUCGGGAUGUUAAUUGGAUCGGGUAUCGGAUGGCUUAUGUUUUAUUCAGGAAGGCCUAGAUGGGUUAUCAGGAUCGCUGAAAGAGAACAAUCCCGAUACAAAAGAAAAUAAAGAAUGAGUCCCGGGAUUUCGGGAUUUGCGGCCACAAGAGCUUCUAGGCACAAACAGCUUUUCCCGAGUUUAUGAUGUUAAUCUGACCGAAAAAUCAUUAGCUCAGUAGAUUCUAACCUCCUUAAAGGUCAGGGGUUUAAGUUAUGUAAUGUGUGUGUGAGUUUUAGCGCAUAUAAAUAUUCAACAAGUUAAUCUG
This is a messenger RNA of Cynara cardunculus var. scolymus (artichoke), 2626 nucleotides long. Its product is annotated as receptor-like protein 36. Lineage: Eukaryota; Viridiplantae; Streptophyta; Magnoliopsida; Asterales; Asteraceae. Gene Ontology annotation, molecular function: protein binding. Bases 1 to 2430 code for a protein of 809 amino acids. The transcript has a single exon. The record is from RefSeq and is a predicted model, not a curated record.